This is a messenger RNA of Salvia miltiorrhiza (redroot sage), 946 nucleotides long. Its product is annotated as 3-hydroxyacyl-[acyl-carrier-protein] dehydratase FERN, mitochondrial-like. The transcript has 3 exons. Lineage: Eukaryota; Viridiplantae; Streptophyta; Magnoliopsida; Lamiales; Lamiaceae. The coding region runs from base 254 to 739 and encodes 161 amino acids. The record is from RefSeq and is a predicted model, not a curated record.
AAUAGUUAAAACUUGUAGUAUAUUUUUAAACUUACCCCUAUUUAUAUAUUGACAAAGCAAAAUAGCUAAAGUUUCACUAAACCCAAAUUCUUUGCAAUCCCAAUCGAAACCCAUUUACUUAUUUCACUAUAAAUGAAUGCACCCGUGUAUUUUGAAUCAGAGUUCAGUGGUCAGUGCACUCCAACUGUUCGAUAAAAUUCCCGAUAGAUUUCUUCAUUUGAAAACUUAGCAAAUCUUUCAACUGCAACCAGCGAUGAGGCGAUUGUUCUUCAACUCUGUUUCUUCAUUCAAGUAUUACUCUUCAUCAGCAUCAUCAAACGUGCUUAAACCCGGCGACAUUUUGAAGCAAUCCAGAGUAUUUUCCAUAUCCGAAGUCGCGGAUUACUCGAAGCUAACACACGAUCAUAAUCCGCUGCACUUCGAUUUGGAAUGCGCCAGAAACGCCGGAUUCACGGACACUCCUAUCCCGGGAUUGCUCGUUGCUUCCUUGUUUCCUAGGAUAAUUGCUUCCCAUUUUCCGGGGGCGAUUUAUGUGAAGCAGACGCUGGAAUUUAGGGCACCGGUUUUCGUCGGAGAUGAUGUUGUUGGUGAAGUGCAGGCAAGCAACAUCAGGCAGCUCAAAGAUAAGUUUAUGGUGAAGUUCGCGACUAGUUGCGUUAAAGAUGGUGGAGCUGUGGUGAUUGGGGGAGAGGCCACUGCGAUUCUGCCCACGCUGGCUGUCAAUCACAGGUGCCUUUGAGCUACGUAGUGACAAAUUCAUCGAAGCUGCCAUUUUUGUUGAUGUGUGCUUGCAUUUCUGUAUCCUGAAUUUGAUGUUUUGAAUGUGAAGAAGGUUUGGUGAGAGAGCUGCAUAUUUCAUUUUUUACAUUUUGUCAAACUGGUGAAAUAAUCAAAUGUGCUGCUGCACAAUUUGGAGUUUUUGAGUUGGAAUUUGGAUUUAAGAAAA